Molecule: messenger RNA, 1749 nt
Organism: Mus musculus (house mouse)
Lineage: Eukaryota; Metazoa; Chordata; Mammalia; Rodentia; Muridae
Gene: Rhov
Product: ras homolog family member V
Exons: 4
Coding region: 61-906 (281 amino acids)
Cellular component (GO): plasma membrane; endosome membrane
Molecular function (GO): GTPase activity; GTP binding; G protein activity
Source: RefSeq, a predicted model, not a curated record
CUUCGCUUCGCGUUGGCUUCGUCGGCGGUGGUAGCUCCUGGCUCGUACACUCGUGGUGCGAUGAACUCGACGUCCCAGCCUCUAGCGGGCGUGCCCAGCUUGGACAGAUUGUCAGCGUCCGGCUGCGGAACCUGCUUCCCCGAGUGCCGCGGAGCCUGGUCCGGGCUGGCCCCUCUGCUACCCCAGGAGCGGACCAUGCCGCCGCGGGAGCUAAGCGAGGCCGAGCCACCGCCUCUCCCGGCCUCGACCCCUCCUCCGCGGCGGCGCAGCGCCCCUCCGGAGCUGGGCAUCAAAUGCGUGCUGGUGGGCGAUGGCGCGGUGGGCAAGAGCAGCCUCAUCGUCAGCUACACCUGCAAUGGGUACCCCGCGCGCUAUCGGCCUACAGCACUAGACACCUUCUCCGUGCAAGUCCUGGUCGAUGGAGCCCCUGUGCGAAUCGAGCUUUGGGACACCGCAGGGCAGGAGGACUUUGACCGGCUUCGUUCUCUCUGCUACCCGGACACCGAUGUCUUUCUGGCUUGCUUCAGCGUGGUGCAGCCCAGCUCCUUCCAAAACAUAACAGAAAAAUGGCUGCCUGAGAUCCGCACUCACAACCCCCAAGCACCCGUGUUGCUGGUGGGCACUCAGGCUGACCUAAGGGACGAUGUCAAUGUACUAAUUCAGUUGGACCAAGGAGGCCGGGAGGGCCCAGUACCACAACCCCAAGCCCAGGGUCUGGCUGAGAAGAUCCGCGCCUGCUGCUACCUUGAGUGCUCGGCCUUGACGCAGAAGAACUUGAAGGAGGUGUUCGACUCGGCCAUUCUCAGUGCGAUUGAGCACAAAGCCCGUCUGGAGAAGAAACUGAACGCAAAAGGUGUGCGCACGCUGUCUCGCUGUCGCUGGAAGAAGUUCUUCUGCUUUGUGUGAGCAGCUAUGGCAAGAGAUAGGCGGGUGGCCUGAGACUUCUGGACCCCGAGACAUCGGGUACUGGCAGGGCCUGGCCAACCCCUGGAACUCAGUUCUCUAUUGAACACAGGGCACAUGGGCCUCAAAGCUGUACACCCUGGUGAGCCAGGGUGAGCUCUGUCUGUGCAGGGGCUGCCCCAUUUGGAUUUCUUUGGUCAAGACUCACAGGAAAAUCCCAGCACUUUGAUUUUCAUGGGAUAGCGCCAUCAGCGUCAGUGCUGCUGAGCAGCUUGGGAUGUAAUUCUCAGUUUCUUAUCCUGGGGCCACAGGUCAGUUUGGCUGAAUGCAGGCCCCUCGGGGUCAUCCCCCUCUCCUAGCACAGUGCGAGGAUCAAGGAGAACAGUGGGGCAUCUUGCAGGGCUGGCGGAUGGUCAGCUUGAUUUGGAGACGUUUGAGAUGGGGUAUGAAGAAGAGGGCAGUGAGAGAUUGAGAGGGAAAACAGAAAGUGAGGCGAGUGGUGGACAGGAGGCAGAUUAGAGGCCUGGGCCUGGAAGGAGGAAGACAGGAAGGGAGAAGGGUGGACAGCUGUGGAGAAGGCCGACACCUGGGCUGCCCUCGAGCCCCAAGGCCAGGGAGGACAGGACUGCUCCCUGGGAAGAACUGGGUCUCAGGGUUCCCCAGGCACUGGCCAAACUGGCUGGGCUAGCAGAGGGGCAGGAAGUGAGAGUUCAGGCCCAGCAAAGGGAGGGGAGGAGCUGCAGGUAGGAGCCUGAAGGAGGAAGGGGCAGGGACCGUCCCUUUCCCCAAGGUCAUAGCUUAGAAGGUGAGCUAUACAGUCUGCAAAUAAAACCUUCCAUUUCUCAA